Brenthis ino (lesser marbled fritillary) is the source of this 549-nucleotide messenger RNA. The record is from the annotation of a GenBank genome assembly. Lineage: Eukaryota; Metazoa; Arthropoda; Insecta; Lepidoptera; Nymphalidae.
AUGGCUGCCGCCGCAUUCACUAUUGUCCGUGACUCAUAUUCCGGGAUUGUGGCUCACCUGAGAUGGUUCACUUCCGCUGCCGCAUUGGUGAAUAGGGAGGAUCGUACAGAGGCAUUGUUGGAUAGGCAUGAGAAAUGCCCUACACGACUCAAGGAGGUGGAGGAACAUUAUCAGCGCUUCAUCUCACAUCUGGAUGAUGUACCUCUGGAGUCAUUCCCGGAGCAUCGGCGGGAACAAGUCCAUGAGGACUACACCCAGAUUAUGAACCUGGCCGACGACAUCGCCCAACGCGCGCGAGAGGUUUUAGCCUCGCGUGCCGGAGUACCGCCUCACAGCGCUCCCUUGAAAACUCCCGUGGGCCUUUUGACAAAGCUACCCAAUUUAGAUCUUCCACGUUUUGAUGGUCGGUUAGACACGUGGCUGGGAUUCAUUGGAUUGUUCGAGUCUUGUAGACUCCAGGGACGAUUUGGGCCCGUCUCAAAAGUUGGCCUAUCUGCUCUCUGUGCUCGAUGGAGAGGCGAGGGGCUUAGUGCAGCACCUCCCCAUACG